AGCCUAGCCUGGGAGCAACAACUUCAAAGAAGAUGCUGGUCGGCGUGUGCGGCGGCAUCUGCGCUGGGAAGCAGGCAAGCAAGCCCCGCCAAGCCGUCCGCGACUACCUGGUCCAGAAACACCACUUCCAAAUCCUCCAUCUCGCGCGCACACCCGCCCCUCCCGACAUCGAAACGUCUGCUCCACGCCGUGACGUGCCCCUUCCCGACACCACCCGCCAUCCAGGGGCCACUUUCUCGAAUGUCGACGACCUCCUGGCGCACGCCACCAGAUAUUGGCAGGCCGACUUCGUGACGACAUGCCUCUACGAUGAGAAGAUCGCCGACACCUUGUGCACGCGGCCUUUCGUCGUGCUGGUGCACGUCGAUGCGCCCAUGUCAGUCCGCUGGCAGCGUUUCAACGACCGCUGUGCCAAGGCAGCACUGACGCCACCCUCUCUGCAACAGUUCGUCGUGCGCGACGACGACCAUCAGUACUCGCCCAUCACAGGACUGGCAACGCUUGCCUCUCGCGCACACAUCAAGCUCCUCAACUCGACAACGUCCAUUCCCAAGCUUUGGGCCAGUCUGGAUGCCAUCAACCUGACAGACCCAAGCAGGAUCAGACCAGCAUGGGAUCACUACUUCAUGACUCUAGCGUCGCUCGCUGCUCGACGAAGCAAUUGCAUGCGGCGUCAGGUGGGUUGCGUUCUGGUCCGCAACAGGCGUGUCAUGGCUACUGGGUACAAUGGAACGCCCAGAAAUAUCAGGAAUUGCAACGACGGAGGCUGUCCUCGGUGCAACGGCCACAAUGCAGCUGCUAUAUCAGGUGGUGCCGAUCUCAGCACGUGUCUCUGCAUACAUGCCGAAGAAAAUGCUCUUCUCGAGGCUGGCCGCGAGCGAGUCGGCGAUGGAGGAGUCCUCUACUGCAAUACCUGUCCUUGCUUGACCUGCACAAUCAAGAUUGUCCAGGUUGGAAUCACAGAGGUCGUGUUCAGCCAGAGCUACUACAUGGACAAGGCUGCAGCGAAGAUCUUCGAAGAGGCAGGAGUCAAACUUCGCCAAUACUCACCUCCAAAAGAAGGACUAGUCGACCUCAAUUCGCAAUGGGACGAGCUUGUCAAGAACGACAAAGCGCCUCGUCUAACGGACCGUCAGCGUGGCAAGGAGGCCUGGACUCAUGGCAUCUUCACCACAGAGACCAUUGCAUCGCCAAGCAAAAUCAACGGAUAUCACAACGACGAGAUGGAUUAGAAAUCCACAAUGGGUGAAGAAAAGCUCGUCGAAAGCGACGUUAAGGACAUUUUCAAGAGACUUUCAGUUCCUCUUCUAAGCGAAAAAUGGUCCUGUGGCAAUGACUGCACCAUCUGUGAAGACGCUUCAGAGGCCGCAAAUUCGAAGUACGAUGAUUUUGCAAUGGCCAUUGCCGGUGAGAAGCGCAGAUUGGCAUACUUGGAACGCGAAAGUCUUCAAGACUAUUUUGGCUACAGCUAUCGCUGGUCCUCUGAGCCGCGCGACGGAGAUGUGCAGUACUCUGCCGCUUCUGCAGAUUGCUGUACUGCUAGCGAAGAGCUCCCCGACAUGACUGCGUCGGCUACUAUGUCGAUCGGGUCAGUACAAGAAGAGUCCGAACUUCUGCAACUGGCCUCUCAACAAAUGGCUGCAUUCACUUGGGGACAAGCCCUACGCUGCACAUGUGUGGGAGUCUCUCUGUAGAGUGCCCGCAGACUUGCCCAUGGCAACGAUCAAGUUCAAUGGAACGGUCAUGCCUGUCGAAGUCGCGCGCUUCGCCAAUAGUCCUCGAGAUGGACUGUGAAAGUGACUCUCCUCUGAAGGCAGACAUGGACGGAACGAGCUCGCGACAAACCCCCGACGUGCCUCCGGUCGUCAUCGUCGUUCCGAAUAGCCCGACUCUAUCGUCACCGCGGGCCAAAUCCGACUUUUCUAUUGCCAAUGCAAAUUUGGGGGAAGACCGUGAUUCUGUGCUCGGGAUCACCGUCGGUAAAGGGACUAAGGAAGACUGCCAUCCGGUCUGGGAAAGCGAGAAGCCGCCGUCUGUCCCUCUCUUUGACGAACAGAAAUUCAAACUCCCCAUGCCUAAGCCAUUACAUGCUGUCGUUGCACCAUGUCAGCUUGCGAAUGGCAAUGAGAACAGGCUGUCGGAGAAACCCGCUAUUGACAAUAAUAUAAACCCUCUCCUGAAGAGCACUUCUCGUGCCGAAAAUAUUUCGAAGGAAGAAGAGCAUAGCCUGCUAACGAGGCUUAGCAUUAGCGAUAAAGUAUCGUUUAAGCCCUAUAGUGCUUAUCCUAAUCGAGCGGAGCGAUAGAGCAGCGCUUACGCUUUAAUAUUAUUAUAUUAGACUAUA
Molecule: messenger RNA, 2344 nt
Organism: Pseudocercospora fijiensis CIRAD86
Lineage: Eukaryota; Fungi; Ascomycota; Dothideomycetes; Mycosphaerellales; Mycosphaerellaceae
Exons: 3
Coding region: 33-1232 (399 amino acids)
Molecular function (GO): zinc ion binding; hydrolase activity
Source: RefSeq, a predicted model, not a curated record